This is a messenger RNA of Cyprinodon tularosa, 2224 nucleotides long. RefSeq names its product LRRN4 C-terminal-like protein. The transcript is spliced from 2 exons. The coding region runs from base 148 to 813 and encodes 221 amino acids. NCBI's taxonomy places the organism in Eukaryota, Metazoa, Chordata, Actinopteri, Cyprinodontiformes, Cyprinodontidae. The record is from RefSeq and is a predicted model, not a curated record. Gene Ontology annotation, molecular function: protein binding.
GCGGGGGGGCAGGCAAUAAGAAGGAGGCGAUUGUUGGGCAGGAGGGAAACAUAAAGUGGGGAGUCAGAGGAAAGCGAAGUGAAGCAAAGGAACUCAGAUUGCAUUCAGGUCAAGAUCUCAAUCUAAAGCAACAGCUCAUCGCCUGCCAUGAGGAAUCAGCCCCUCCCCUUCGUGAUCGUAUGUCUGCUUUCAAUCAGGGGUCACUGUCCACUGCCCUUUACACCUGCAGGGACAGGGAUACCUCCUUAUGAUCCCGACCUUGCCACGUUUGAUUACAAUUAUGAUACAUCCACCUCUUCUGACCUGAUCAAAGUGCCUACUAAUACUGGAAUUCCUAAAAGGUGCGACUACGACCCCUGCCGUGAGAAACAACCCCGCUGUGAGGAACUGGCUGCCUCCUCUGGCUGCCUCUGCCAGGGCUCCACCUUGCCUAAUGAGCGUCCGGAACCUCCCAAGCUACAAUCUGUAUCCUGGAACGGUUCAGAAGUUGUAGUUCAGUGGUGUGCACCAAAUUCCUUUAUCACAGCUUAUUUUGUGACAGUUGGAGGAGAGAAGAAGAUGUUUGAGGAGGACCACAGGAGCGCGGUGUUGGGCCAGAUAGACCACAAAGCGGAGGUCUGUGUGGUCGCUGCAAACGAAGCUGGGGAAAGCAAUAAGUCCUGUAUGGAGUACCAGCCGAGCAGCAGCAGCCUCCCUCUGACAGCGGGCCUCAUCGGGGGGGCUCUGGGACUCCUGCUGCUGAUUCUGCUGGUUGUUCUGCUGUGUAGGCGCAGGAGGCAAAAGAGAAAAGAGGCCAUGCAUGUCCAUACAUGAAUAGUCAGGGAUCAAACAAACAAACUGAAAGAUUGGACACUCAGAGGAAUAAAGACUCAUGAAAUGCUUCAUUGCUGCUGAAGUUCAUUAACUGUAGGGAGAUUGAGUAUCUGAAAAAAGGAGGAAACAGGGUUCAUUGACUCCUUAUCAUAUCUAGCUGGUCAUAUUCAUCUACCCAUUGGUGGUGCAGCUUGAAAAACACUUUGUUUAAGGAAGCGCUUUAUUACGAAUAGAAAUAAAAAGCAGGAAGAUUUUACUGUAGUGAUGCUACGCCCAUUUUUCUUCUAUAAACAUCUUUAAUGAAUGAGGAAUGAAUACCUUACCUUACCUCUGGGGGAUCUUUGUCAUAUAUCAAAAAGACCUCUGGAGAAAUCUGUGUAUGAUUACUAAAGACUAAGCUGAGAAAUACCCACACAAAGAAAGACAAACUACUGAUUAAACAGAUGGUUCAACUGGAGCCCAGAAUUUGGGGGUUUACAUCCUAACAAGACUUAGACAGAUUUAUUUUGUCAUUUUGUAUACAAGACUGUAAAGAAAACGGAAUUUCGUUUAAAACAGCUCUCGAUGAGUCUGAUCUCUACUUAAAUCUGUGACAGGACAGAGAAAAGGAAAUGAACAGUUUUGAUCUGGUGGUUUUCUGUAGCAACGUGCCAAAACAGAACUGAAACGACUGCCUUCCUGAAAAUCAGCUCCUUGGAUAAAAGGUUGUUGUUUAUUGAGCUGAUUUACUUUAUUUAACCAGGAAGUCCCUCACUGUUGACAGAGAUAAAGUAUCUCCUCAGCCAAGCUGUCUGAGAAUUAUAUCUUUCAUACACAUAUAAAAACACUGAAAGGAAUAAAGAUCGAAACUUAUUUAAAAACAGUUUGUUCAAGUCGGUUUAAAAUGCUGUGGUAAUAAAGAGUGGUUAUAAAUCCAGUUUAUGCAAGAGUUUUGGCCUAAUUCUGUAGUACAAGUUUUAAAAAAAGUGUUAUAUACACUGGAUAAUAUUUUAACAGAUGCAAAAUAAAGCUUUGUCCUAUAAAUACACCUGAUAGGCGUAAGAUAAAUUAAUUUUUACAGAAAGGUAUGGCAGAAGGGUGGAUGAUCAGAGAUGUAUUUUAAGUUUCAAUGAUUCUUAUCUAAUAUGGAUUUUAUAAGUUUUUUUUUUUUGUGAAAAUAUUUGGUAGGAAAGAAAUAUUUAUUUCUUGAAUUCUCUUGAGUUUUCUUGUGUAUUUUAUGUAUAUAAUUUGUAUGGGAAUAGAUUGUGGCUUCAAGGAUAGGAAAAUGGGAAGAAGAAAACAACUCUGAUUUUAUUUUAUGAGUGUCAUUUCUACAGCUUAUUUAAUCUUGUGAUUCUUGACUAGUUGCUUGGUAUGUUUAGAAAAGUCUGUCCUUUAAACUGAAAUAAAGAGCUGACUCUUGUUGGCCAAA